Messenger RNA from Rubroshorea leprosula, 865 nucleotides. The record is from the annotation of a GenBank genome assembly. Lineage: Eukaryota; Viridiplantae; Streptophyta; Magnoliopsida; Malvales; Dipterocarpaceae.
AGAAGCGACGUCUCUUUGGGGGGGAGAGGCUUUAGGCCAUUAAGGAAGAGGUAGAGAAACUUCUACAAGCUGGUUUCGUUAGGAAAGUUGAUUACUAUGAAUGGGUGGUUAACCCAGUCCUGGUGAAGAAGGCAAACGAUAAAUGGCGAAUGUGCAUUGAUUACACAAAUCUUAACCAAGUUUGCCCCAAGGAUUGCUAUCCGAUGUCGAGCAUUGACAAAUUAGUUGAAGCGGCUUUAGGGAAUGAGAGGUUAAGCCUCUUGGAUGCAUAUUCUUGGUAUCACCAGGUGCCGAUGGCUCCCGAAGACGAAGAAAAAACCUCGUUCUAUGCUGAUGAUGAAAUCUAUUGCUAUGUCAUGAUGCCGUUUGGCUUAAAGAACACUGGUGCUACUUAUUAGAAAAUGGUAACCAUUGUCUUCCGAGCUCAGAUCGGCAAGAAUCUGGAGGUGUAUGUUGAUGACAUCGUGGUAAAGAGCCUGAAAGCAGAAAACCAUCUAGCUGACCUUGACGAAACCUUCAACAGCCUCAAAAAGAACAGGAUGCAGUUAAACCCAGCCAAAUGCAUCUUCAGAGUAGAGUUGGGAAAUUUUUUAGGUUUCAUGGUGUCCCGAAGAGGGAUUGAGGCCAAUCCAGAGAAGAUAAGAGCAAUUGCCCGAGAUGGAACCGCUGAAAUCAGUAAAAGACAUAUAGAGGUUGACUGGAAGGGUGGCAGCUCUUCAUCGAUUUAUAUCGAAGUCAGUGGAUAAGUGUCUACCAUUCUUCAAAAUUAUGAGAUCAACCGCCCAGAAGGAUGAAUCAGGAAAACAGAAAAAAUUUAAAUGGAGUCAAGAAUGCCAAACUGUAUUCGACGAGCUGAAGUCUUAUC